Molecule: messenger RNA, 1680 nt
Organism: Leopardus geoffroyi (Geoffroy's cat)
Lineage: Eukaryota; Metazoa; Chordata; Mammalia; Carnivora; Felidae
Gene: HMOX1
Product: heme oxygenase 1
Exons: 5
Coding region: 200-1066 (288 amino acids)
Biological process (GO): heme oxidation; response to oxidative stress; heme catabolic process
Molecular function (GO): heme oxygenase (decyclizing) activity; heme binding
Source: RefSeq, a predicted model, not a curated record
GGUGUUGCAACGUCGGGCCGAAUGUGGGGAUCAGCUGCUGGCCGCCACGUGACCCGUCCGGGCGAUAAAUGGACGGCGCGGCGCGGCUCGGCACAGUCGCCCUCGGCACGGUCGCCUUCGCCACUCCUCCCGCGCGUCCCGAGACGUCGGAGCCAGCACCCAGCACCCAGCACCGCAGCCAGCACCGAGCGCCGGCCGGAUGGAGCGCCCGCAGCCCGACAGCAUGCCCCAGGAUUUGUCAGAGGCCCUGAAGGAGGCCACCAAGGAGGUGCACGUCCAGGCAGAGAAUGCCGAGUUCAUGAAGAACUUUCAGAAGGGCCAGGUGACCCGGAAAGGAUUUAAGCUGGUGAUGGCCUCCCUGUACCACAUCUACGUGGCUCUGGAGGAAGAGAUCGAGCGCAACAAGGAGAACCCCGUCUAUGCCCCCCUCUACUUCCCCGAAGAGCUGCACCGCAGGGCCGCCCUGGAGCGGGACAUGGCCUUCUGGUACGGGCCCCGCUGGGAGGACGCCAUCCCCUACACGCAGGCCACCAGGCGCUACGUGCGACGGCUCCACGAGGUGGGGCGCAAGGAGCCAGAGCUGCUGGUGGCCCACGCCUACACCCGCUACCUCGGCGAUCUGUCUGGGGGCCAGGUCCUCAAGAAGAUUGCUCAGAAGGCCCUGGACCUGCCCAGCUCCGGGGAGGGCGUGGACUUCUUCACCUUCCCCAACGUCGCCAGCGCCACCAAGUUCAAGCAGCUGUACCGCUCCCGCAUGAACACUCUGGAGAUGACCCCCGAGGUCAGGCAGAGGGUCAUCGAAGAGGCCAAGGCUGCGUUCCUGCUCAACAUUCAGCUGUUUGAGGAGUUGCAGGAGCUGCUGGGCCAGGACGCCGAGGACCAGAGCCCCUCGCAGGCACCGGGGCUGCGCCGGCGGGUCGGCAGCGGGGCGCGAGAUGCUGCUCUCACGGAGACUCCCAGAGGGAAGCCCCAGCCGAACCUUCUCUCCCAGGCGCCGCUCCUCCGAUGGGUCCUUACCCUCAGCUUUGUGGUGGCAACGGUUGCUGUGGGGCUUUAUGUCAUGUGAUUGCAAGGGUGCUGGCCCCUCAGGCUGUGAACUCUGUCCCACCGAGGGCCCUCUUUCUGGAGAGGGCACGUCUCUUGGCUGGCUUCCUUACUGUAGGCAAGGGGGGCUGUCUGGGCCCCCCCCCGCCUGCCUUGUCCCUGCGUCCCUCUCUCUCUGGAAAGGGAGGAAGAGCCUGCGGCAUCUUCCCUAACCAAAAGCACAUCCAACUCAACGACUUGCACUUCCAAACUGGGAUGAUGGGUCCUGCCUGGACCCUCAGCAGCCCCCGUUCCUGCAGCAGAGCCCAGAAGACAUGGCCAGAAGUGGCAGCUGUCUUGAACCUCCCCAUGCCCCGAGUUUGCGGUCUCCUUGACACACCAUGACCGCUUGCCCCGUGGGCCAUGGCAAUUUUUAUACAAACGUGCAAAGAUGUUGUGUCUUGUGUUUGUCUUGUUUUUGUCGGAGCCACUUUAUGUUCCUGGCUCAACGUGAACUGUGGUAUUUUGUCGUGUUCUGUUUUUAUAGCGGGGUUGGGGUGAGUUGGGGGGGGGGGUGGGGAGGGAGGUGUUUAACGACACUGUGGCCUUGGUCGCUAACUUUUGUGUGAAAUAAUAAACUACAUUGCCUGAUAGUAA